GCAAUGGGCGGUCUAUUUCUAUUUUCCAGCCUUCUGUGUGCACUCCUUUCAAUCUAAACAAUAGCCCAGAAACGUGUGUUUUGUCUCUGGCGAAAUAUACUGGAAAAGCCUCAUAGUGAAAUGCAAAGUAUACUGUAUAUUAAACACGCCAUCAAAGUAUCAGGUAUCAGAGAUGCCAAAGGGCUUUUAAUAUCUUGAGGAAGUUAACCGACAACUGUAUCAAGCAUUCCACUUUCGAGAGCUUAAAUCCGCAGUGCUGUUCACCGAUGCGGGUCAAACAAUCGUAGCCAGUCUGCGGUGUAAAGUUCGGUAUUUUGAGAUUGGGCAAAACAAGGAAGGUUAAUGCGUUUAGGGCAAAGGUUUUGUGGCUCGCGGAAAGACGUGUGAUAAGGCGAUAAAGCGAGAAAUUUGACGCGUGUAUGGGCUUGAGAAAUGGUUAUGAAAAAAGCUACCGUGGAUGGGAAACCGAAGAACGUUACGAACAAGUCGACUCGAGGAAAAUCAAGCGAAUCCUCUCUUCCGUUGGUUGACAAAAAUGGCAAUAUGCUACCCGCAGAAACGAAGGGGAAACGCGAUGAGAAAUGUCAAGUUAAACGCCAGGGGAUAAAAACUAUAAACACCAUAGAUAGCAAAGGGUCCAACACUCAGGAAAUUACAACUCAUAUUGCAGAAGAUGGCACUGUGUACGAAUUGGACGAUUGUGUCUAUAUUGAUAGCCAGAGACCAGAUGUCCCCUUUUUCAUUUGUGCCAUCAAGGAAUUCAAAAUGGCCCCAAAGCGGGAGUGCGUUUAUGUCGGUGUUAAAUGGUUCUAUCGGCCAUCAGAAGUCCCGGAAUCAGUUUACCAGCUUCUCGUACAAGAUCGGAAUACUGAAAAUGGAUCACAGGACCAUAUCCUGGAAGAUCCGUCCGUAAAAGAGCGGGAACUGUUUGUGUCUGAUGCCGUGGAUUCGUACGCCGUGAGUGCGCUCAGGGGAAAAUGUCGUGUGAAAUGUCUCUCGGAUGUUUCCAGUUUAAAGGAGUUCAUUUCUCAAAAUGAUCAUUUCUUUUUUGUCCUUCGUUACAAUCCGGAAACAAGACGUCUUGCCAAUCACAAAGGUGAAAUUCGAGUUGGUCCCAGUCAUCAGGUGCCUCUUCCUGAAUGCCAACCAAAACCUUUAGCCGUCGACGAGCUAGCUCGCGAGCCGCCCAAGGAGGAACUGACGUGGAAACCUACACUCGAAGAUUAUGACUUGAUGAUGUUUAUUGGCGCAGCGAGAAGUAUGGCUCAAUACGCAGGAAUAUGCAAAGAAGGAGAUACCAAUAAAGGUCUGACCGCUGCCGCACGGGAUGCAACCACCAUCAACGCUCUCAAAGUUCUUCACAAAAGCAAAUACGACACGGCGCGUGCUUUGCAGUCCCUGGUCAAACGUCCUUUUCCGAAGACCUCAAGAAUGGACUGGAGUGAGGAUGACAAUAAAAAAUUUGUGAAAGGAUUACGACAAUUUGGAAAGAAUUUCUAUAAAAUCAGAAAAGAGUUGUUACCAGAGAAAGAAACGGGUGACCUGGUGGAGUAUUACUAUAUUUGGAAAAAGACGCCAUCAGCGAUGAGUUCCAGACCACAUCGGCGACGACGUCACAACGUUCUCCGUCGUCGUAACUGCACUCGGUCGACGAAAACAUCUUCAAGUGAAUUUGUUGAACUCAGCUCGUGCAGUGAAGAUGAUUAUGAUAGUGAAGACAGUGACAAGGACUUUAGCCUUUACUGCUGCCGACAUUGUUACUCGUCCAAAUCAAGAAGCUGGCAUCAUGGUGGCUAUGAACGUUCGAUCCUGUGCUCAACUUGCCUUGAGUACUUCAAGAAAUACGGAGUGAUGAGGAAGCUAGAGGGUCCUCGUAAUCCCCCAGAGCACAUGUUUAAAGGCCGUGGUAAAGAGAAUGAAGUCGACUAUUUUAUCAACGGAAAGCAGUUGCGCAGCCGCAGAAGCACACCUAAUACUUCAAGUAGUCUCCGAUAUGGACGCACAAAAACAUGCAGCCCCGUUGACACCACCACACGAGAGUCGCCGAUUUCUGGUCGAAAGUUAACACGAUUAUCCAAGCCUGGUUCUCCUUCUGGCGCUAGUACCGGGAGUAACACCAGCAGUUCCGGAAGCAAUAAAAAGACGCAAGCGAGUAAACGAAGACGACCUAAGAGAAACACCGAUUCUAUAUUAGAAAAUACAUUACCACAAAAACGGAAGAAGUCUGUCUCGCGGGAAUCAGACGAGGAGCUCGAGACUGAUCAAAGCGAACGGAAUAGCUCCCCCAUGGUUGAACAGGUGGCGACUCCCCUGGGAGGUGACGUAACAAGCAUCAGUAGUAGAACGAGCACGAACGAGGAAACUUGCCUCAGCCCCUCGCCCGAGUCGAUCGACGACGCGGAACGUGUAAUCGAUUCGGGUAAAUUUGCAGCGCGAAACGUUCCUGAUGGUAAAUCGUGCGCACGAACAGGCUUGCCUUUUACGUGCAAAAAGCUGGAGAAAACCGCGGUAACUGGGGAUAGAAGUUUAAAAGAGAAAAAAAUAGAGAACGAGGGCUCGUCCUCGUGCACAGCGAGGAGUCAAAAGUCAGAAAUGAAAUCAUCCUCAGAGAUUAUUACUUCGUCAAAUAUGUCAUUACAUCAGGAAGAACAGCGAAAAUAUUUGGCGGGAGGGAUGCGGUAUCCGUAUCCGGGAAUUCCGGGUGCUCACGCGGCUUCGAUCAUGACCCAUAUGCCAGUUCAACUUCACGGCGAUACGAGCGUCCUCCCCUGGCUCCGGCCUGGCCCUGGGGCGAUGAAAGACUUUGAAACCUGGUACUCGCCUCACAAAGCAGCAUCGUUAAACCGUGGAAAUUCCGGCAUGCCGCCAGCGAUUUUACAUCCGUCCUCAUUGCUCGAUCGGAGCUCUCCGCUUCACAAAGAUGGCGGAAUUUUGUUCCCAGGAGGUCAUAUUCCCGGGGUUCCUCCUCCGGUCGGUACCGAUCCCAUCACGGGACUUCAUCAUUCGCAUUCGCAUUUUCAUACUCACUAUCACGUGCACCCGGAUCAUCAACCGCGAAGCCCAUCAGUCGCCCUGGAACCAAACUUACUGUGGCGAAAUCCGCAGCACGAGAUGUGGCUACACCCGAAUGCAGGCAUUCCCGCCGGUCAUCCACAUGCCGGCUUGCCACCUACUCAUCCGCGACACCUAGUUAACCAUACAGACGAUAUUCCCAGCGUUCCUCCACCAUACUUUCAUGGUCUUUGCCCACCACCCCCUAGGGAGUUUCAAUUUCAACAUGAACUCAUGAUGAGUCAAGGCUUGAAAAUGGAGUACAAUCUUUCACUGUACCCACAACUGCUUGCACGUGAACAGCUCAUGCGUUUUGCACGACCCCAGGGCUCUAGGAUUGAAAACGAGUUGAGGCGUUUGGAAACUGGAGAGGAGCCUAAUCUGCUGCAUCGCACGGAUCCACGUGUCAUGCGCAGUCCAGCCUUGAGGAAUCUCGAAAAUGGUAUUUUUCAUUCGUCAAAUCCAAUACUCGAAACGAUAGACUUAUCAAAGGACGAUUAAAGUCAAAAUAUUUUGAGAAAUAUGGCUUUACGAAUGUCCUUUGGGUAUUUGCCUAUUAAAUUCGACCCUCAGAUGUCGGUGAGACGUUUUUAUAAAUUUCAAAUCAUCUUCAUAGAAUUGACACUUUGUGUCAUGCAAAUUUACAGGCAAAUGCUGCAAUAAAAUUCGUAAAACUGUAUUUCUCCUAGUUUUCCUUCUGUGUGCCAUUCUGAGAUUGCAGCACAGGACUGUAAAGAUCGAGUUUGACAAUGCAUUAUGGAACUGUUUCGGAAUCCCUUGAGCCGCCCUAUGAUGCAUUUCAAAUCCUAUAGCCAGUACUCUUCUGUGAUAUCUGGAAUGGCGUAUUAGCCUUUUCCCAAUCGAGCUGUGUAAUGGGUCUAGUCGCGAACCGGAAUGCAUCUAUGGACUGUUUGCAGGGACAGGAAAUAUAAGUCUGAAGCCAUUUGUCCCUCCAAAUUGUCCAUAAAUGGUUAGCGACUAGAUCCAGUUGGGAAAUGGCUAAUUGAUGAUUGGCUUUGAUAGUUUUCGUAUUAGUUUAGCAAAGUUUUCGCAAUUGAAACACACGUUUUGUAAAUAUUUGAUUUCUAUUUAUAUUCUGUUUUAAGAACUAGUCAUGGUUUUUCAAUUCUAAUAAAGGUUUUUGUUUUGAGGUUAA
Molecule: messenger RNA, 4207 nt
Organism: Dendronephthya gigantea
Lineage: Eukaryota; Metazoa; Cnidaria; Anthozoa; Malacalcyonacea; Nephtheidae
Product: arginine-glutamic acid dipeptide repeats protein-like
Exons: 19
Coding region: 433-3552 (1039 amino acids)
Biological process (GO): regulation of DNA-templated transcription
Cellular component (GO): nucleus
Molecular function (GO): sequence-specific DNA binding; zinc ion binding; transcription corepressor activity
Source: RefSeq, a predicted model, not a curated record